AUGAUCCACUACCAUUUAAUAGCAUGCCUUUUAAUUCUGGCGGUGUCUGGGCAAGAUAUUUCCGGAAAAAAUAUAAGACCUAGGCCAUAUUACGUAUCUGACAUUUCAGAAGAAGGUCCACUACAAGUUUAUAAAUCCUCAAGGCGCUCUGAACGGUACGAAACGGAAAACAAACCAGACAUCGAAUACGCGUAUCCAGCUCGAUAUGAGACAGAGCAGGCCGAGUAUGCGUUACAAAGGAAUGCAAAAGAUUACGAGCAAUUAAUCAAAUCUCAGUACGCUCAAUUAAGGCAGCCGAAUGUUGAGCAGUAUUUAAAGGAAGUUACUCCAACAACUAAAACCGUUUACAAUCAAAGACCUGAGAGCUAUCGCUUGAAUGCACAAAGUAAUGGUAUUAAGAAUCGAGAACAAACGAAUACAGGCAGACCUCCCGUAAGAUAUGUUUUGCAAAACGAACAAAGGCAGCCCUCCCAGCCUCAAUACCAAUUCCAAAACCCCGACCAAGUAAAGCAAUACGAAUUGCAAGGACCUUCGUCGAACGUAGUAUACCAAAACCUUCCUAGAGUGGAAGAAUCGGCGGAAGAACCAUCAAAAUCGCAAAUAUACGUAUCUCAAAGCAUCGCGAAAAAACCUACAAAAUUGAAGCAGUUAAAACCGAAACCAUACGAACAACAACAACAACCAAAUGGUGAAUAUUACAGACAACUUCAGAUCUAUCAUCAGCAAAGACAGCAACAAUUGGAGCAGCUUCAGCAAAUCCAACAGAACAAACCGCGCGACUUCGAACCGUCUCAACUGAUCAGCUACGAAACCCCGCAAGGUCAGAAGGUGGAGUACCAAGAAGAAACCCCGUCGUACCCCGACCCUUCCCCAGUCCGACAACAAUCUAAAAGACCCAAUGGACCAAUUAGAUACCAACUCGAGCAACCUCAGUACGAAAGCCCGGAACAAGUCGAAUAUCAAAGACCAACGGAGUACCAGCAAAAACCAAAGCAGCAUCCGAAAUACCUGCCGGAACCCAAAACCAGGUACCAAACAAGUCCCAUAGAGGAAUCCAGCCCCCCCGAGGAAGCUCUAGCGAAAUACCAGGCUUCAAUAAAAAAGUACCACCAAGCUCAAUCGCCGAGAUAUCAGCCGCAAGAAAUCAGUUAUCAACCCCAGCCGAGCAAAUAUCAGUAUAGCGAGGAAAGUCAGCCAGUGCCCCAAUACAAAGAUUUCGAUGGUGUUGUUUACGAAAGGCCACAAUCGAUUAGAAGCAGACCGGAUACAAGAUACAAGCAGUAUCUGCAAGGUCCCAAUGUUAGAUACGUGGAAAGGCCGAGCGGGCUAAGUUACUCUUUAUCUAAAUAGUAUUUUGUCAUUUGUAUGAUUUUUAGAUAGUAGUAUUUAUAUAGGGUUUUUGUAUAAAUUUAAUAUGCAUCAUAUAUUUUUACAGAAAAUAAAGUGUUUUAUUUUAAAUAA
Messenger RNA from Brassicogethes aeneus, 1461 nucleotides. The record is from the annotation of a GenBank genome assembly. Lineage: Eukaryota; Metazoa; Arthropoda; Insecta; Coleoptera; Nitidulidae.